AUGGGGAGCGCAGCGCUGCUCUCGCACCUGCAGCUCGGCUCCCUCUGCCGCUUGGGAUCAGACACGCGGGGGUGUUGCCCUCCCAUGGCGCGGAGGGUCUCCUCAUCGACAUCGCGUGGCCUCGUUCUCUUCCCGAGGCGGCAGGCCCGGAAGUUUCGCAGAUUCGCGGUCGAGGAAGGGCUGGAAGAGCAGCCGCAGUCGCUCCUGCCGCAGGAGCAGCAGCAGCAGGGCGGUGUCGGGGCUGCCGUCGAAGAAAAGCCCAGUAAGUUCGCUGAUCUUUUUUUUCAUUCUCCCUCCUGAAUUUCCCUCGUUUCAUCGACGUUUUUCAGGAUAAGCUUCGUCGCAGCUUCAGUUUUUUUUUUUUUGUUGAUUAUUAGCGUCUCAUAUGGUCUGAAGGCGUUGAUUUCAGUAUCCCCGCCUCGGAUUGGUGAUGUUCACCAUCUGGACAUCCCGGCUAUGUGAAUCCUUCGGGAUGGGUUCAGUCCGUCUCUGAUGCAACGACGCAUAAUUCUUUUCAGUAGAACUAUCAGGAUAUCGUUCUGUGCCAUCACAUUCAUUAACGAAAAACAAGACCUCGUAUAAACAAAUCUAGGGCCAGAAUUUCCCAGAAAUCAACACCGCGGCAGCGUGGGAAAUGGAAUUUUAGAACCCUAAUCCACUGAGGUUUUGAGCAUGCCAUCAAAGGCUUCCAAGUAUACUUGUCCAAGCAUGUUAUAACAUGCUUAAUUUUCAAAUAUUGUAAAAAGGAGUGUUGUUAGCCUUUUGCUUGGCUGAUAUAAUGAUGAAUUCGAGUUAGCUUGUCCAUGCUUCAACUAUUUCUCCCCUGCAGGCUCAUCGAAUUUCUUCCAAGAUGGUGCAACAAAUGUGGAGAGGAACGGCGAAGAAAGUGGGAUCUAUAACUUCCUUUAUCCUAGUAAAGAGCUUCUUCCAGACGACAAGGAGAUGAGUCUUUUUGACCAUCUGGAGGAGCUUCGUCAGAGAAUCUUCGUCUCAGUCUUGGGUGUUGGGGCCGCUAUCCUGGGUUGCUUUGCAUUCUCCAAAGAGCUGGUUCUGAUCCUCGAGGCUCCAGUCAGCGCCCAAGGAGUUCGAUUCUUGCAGUUAUCUCCCGGGGAAUUCUUCUUCACCACCCUGAAGGUGGCGACCUUACUUAGUUCAUCUUUCCUUCUCCUGCUUUGCCCCAAUUCUGGAUACUGGUGUGGAAAUUCAGACACUACACAACAUGGUUAAGGAAAAGCUCCUCAUUGGACAUGGGUCUGGUCAGGCCAGAGUUCAUCCACUGGCCCUUCUUCUCGUCGAGGCUUGAGAUCAUUGCAGCUGUUCAUCAGAGGAGUUCAAAACUUGGUGGCCCUGAUCAUCAGACCUUCUACUUUGAGUCGAAUCACAGUGACUGUGAAAGGGUCUCAUUGUUGUUGCCCAGCUAUCUAAAUUUCUGGGCCUAUCUCCAGUGUAUUAAAUUUCUUUUAUCCUUUUGUGUACAGGUGUCAGGGUACUGCGGUAUUCUUCUGGGAAGCCCGAUCAUCCUGUAUGAGCUGAUCGCCUUUGUUCUGCCCGGUCUAACAGUGUCAGAGAGAAGAUUCUUGGGGCCUAUCGUCUUUGGUUCUUCUGUUCUCUUCUAUGCUGGUGUUGCCUUCUCUUACGCAGUCCUCACUCCAGCAGCUCUAAACUUCUUUGUGUCCUAUGCGGAAGGGGCGGUGGAGUCGUUGUGGUCAAUUGAUCAGUACUUUGAGUUUGUGCUGGUUCUCAUGUUCAGCACGGGCCUCUCUUUCCAGGUCAACUCUCGAACAGAUCCCUCUCUCUCUCACUAAGCCUAGUAUUUGAUCCACUCGACUUAUCUCCAGUUGGUUUCUUUCUUGUAAUUAUUAUUUUUUUCCUAAUAAAAAUGACCGUAUGAGAUCGACUCAGUUCAUUUCCAAUAGCCUUCUUCUUUGUAAUUUCUUUUAUCUGGCUGCUUGAUUUAUUUCCGUCCUGCUUCUUCCUGGUAAAUGUUGCUUUCUGAGGAUGAAACUGAACAUCGGCUCAAUUCAUUUCGAAUCUCACUCUUUGUUGUAAUUCUUGCAGUUUUGAUGAAUAAAAUCAGUUGAUUCGAUUGACCCGAUUUAUUAUUUUAUUUAAUUACAUUCGUUGUUUUAAUCAUUCGUUUUUUGAUGAAUAAAAUUGAAGGUAAUCAAUUGACCCAAUUUAUUUUUAAUCGCCUCUGAUGUUGUAAUUAUUCCAAUCCAAUCGACCUGAUUUUCGUCCAAUCUCAUCAUUUGUGCUAAUUAUUGCUAUUUUUGGUUAGAACCGAACGUAUUUGGUUGACCUCGUUAGUUCCCAAUAUCAUUCUUUGGUGUAGUUAUUACUGUUCUGGGGAUGAAAUUGGUCAAACCUUUGUCAGCAAGGUUAAGAAGAUGACCGCGCUCUCUAAUUCUCUUACUCUCCAACUCUCUUUGUGCUGAUUCUCGAGGAUUGGGUUGACUGCAGGUGCCGGUCAUACAGCUCAUACUGGGACAGGUCGGCCUGGUGACCGGAGAUCAGAUGCUGUCCAUUUGGAGAUAUGUUGUGGUGGGGGCCGUCGUGGCGGCGGCGGUGCUCACGCCGUCAACCGACCCGUUGACCCAGGUGCUGCUGGCGGGGCCGCUCAUGGGCCUCUACCUUGGCGGCGCUUGGAUAGUCAAGCUGACCGGCCGAUGA
Molecule: messenger RNA, 2670 nt
Organism: Spirodela intermedia
Lineage: Eukaryota; Viridiplantae; Streptophyta; Magnoliopsida; Alismatales; Araceae
Source: the annotation of a GenBank genome assembly